UUGGGAAAUCAUUUUGGGACGCCUACUAAAUUAUUGAAUUGUUUAAGGCUCUGUUUUGUACCAAACUAGCCAUCGACGUGCUAGCCUUUUGUCAAAGCCCUGCAGCUACCAACUUGCCAUUUUCUUUUUUGGCUGGUUGGGACUUGGGAAAACUCCCUCACACGUUCGUUGUUUGACUAAACCCAGAAGGAAUUCAAUUUUUUUUUUUUUUUAAAUACAAUCUGCUUACAUCACGUUUUCCAAGUUCAUUUUUUAGAAGUCACCCUCAGAGACUCAAGAACAGAGGAAAUUCAUAGUACUAAUUUCAUUUGGUCAUCGUGACGAGAUGGAGAAGGAUACUUCGCCUAUGCUCUUGGUCAAUAAUCUUCAGGAUGAUGAACCUUCUUCUUCUUCCCGGGAUAAGAUGAAGGCUAUUGAAGAAUGGUUACCAAUAACAUCUUCAAGGAAUGGAAAAUGGUGGUAUUCAGCUUUUCACAAUGUAACUGCCAUGGUUGGUGCUGGAGUUCUAGGACUCCCUUAUGCCAUGUCUGAGCUUGGAUGGGGACCUGGGGUGACAGUGCUGGUGGCUUCUUGGAUCAUAACUCUGUACACAUUGUGGCAAAUGGUUGAGAUGCACGAAAUGGUACCCGGGAAACGUUUCGACAGGUACCACGAGCUAGGCCAACAUGCAUUUGGACCAAAACUCGGGCUUUGGAUCGUCGUUCCUCAGCAGAUUGUAGCUGAAGUUGGGUUGAACAUCGUUUACAUGGUGACUGGUGGAAAGUCGUUGCAGAUGUUCCAUGAUUUGGUUUGCAAAGAAUCUUGCAAGAGUAUCAGAUUGACCUAUUUCAUUAUGAUCUUUGCAUCUGUUCAUUUUGUACUUGCUCAUCUCCCCAACUUCAAUUCCAUCUCUGGCGUUUCUUUAGCUGCUGCAGUCAUGUCAAUAAGUUACUCCACCAUGGCUUGGCUGGCCUCAGCCGAGAAUGGCAUAAAACCAAAUGUACAAUACACUCUCAAAGCUUCAACCACAGCAGGAAAAGUGUUCAACUUCUUCAGUGCUCUAGGGGAUGUAGCGUUUGCAUACGCGGGCCAUAAUGUAGUUCUGGAGAUUCAAGCUACAAUCCCUUCAACACCUGAAAAGCCAUCCAAAGUACCAAUGUGGAGAGGAGUAGUAGUUGCCUAUAUUGUUGUGGCUUUGUGCUAUUUUCCAGUUGCAACCAUAGGUUAUUGGACAUUUGGCAAUGAAGUGGAGGACAACAUUCUCAUUUCACUGAGUAAACCUACUUGGCUUAUUGCCACUGCUAACCUUUUUGUUGUCAUUCAUGUCAUUGGGAGCUAUCAGUUAUAUGCAAUGCCGGUGUUCGAUAUGAUUGAAACUUUGCUGAUAAAGGACUUAAAAUUCAAGCCCACUUGGAUUUUGAGGUUUUUUACCAGGAACAUUUAUGUAGCAUUUACCAUGUUUAUGGCCAUUACCUUCCCAUUCUUUGGAGGGCUUCUAGGGUUCUUCGGUGGUUUUGCUUUUGCCCCAACUACGUACUUUCUUCCUUGUAUAAUGUGGCUUACAGUCUAUCAUCCAAAAAAAUUUGGAUGGUCUUGGUUCUCAAAUUGGAUAUGCAUUCUUGUGGGGGUACUGUUGACGAUCGUUGCACCAAUCGGAGGGCUCAGACAGAUUAUAAUUGAAGCUAGAAACUACCAUUUCUACUCUUAGCUAGAGAAAGCCGUAGAAAUUACAAACGUAGCAUCAUUGAUCAACAUGUAGCAACUUGUAAAAGGCUUGAUUCAUGAUUUAUUAUUUUGAUAGAGACAUAGCCAGUCAUCAUCUUACAUGAACUAGUACAUUACUGAUAAAUCUAUUGUGGUCUGCUACGUCAAAUCCUUUCUCUAGCAUGAUCCUCAAUCUUUAUGAUGCUUGAGUAAGUGGUAGUUGCCCUGACUCUCUCUAUUCAUCACAUGGAUUGAGGUCACUGAUCUUCUUGAAAUUUCACUCAAAUCAAAUUCACUGAAAAUUUUCCGCAGUUAUACGGGUUCAUUAAAUCCUUCAAAUGAUUGUGAGAUAGCUUACAUUGCCUAGGCACGCUUACCUUCAAUUACUUAAUAUUGUCC
Oldenlandia corymbosa var. corymbosa is the source of this 2082-nucleotide messenger RNA. NCBI's taxonomy places the organism in Eukaryota, Viridiplantae, Streptophyta, Magnoliopsida, Gentianales, Rubiaceae. The record is from the annotation of a GenBank genome assembly.